Cyprinus carpio (common carp) is the source of this 2714-nucleotide messenger RNA. RefSeq names its product gastrula zinc finger protein XlCGF26.1-like. The transcript has 2 exons. Bases 325 to 1788 code for a protein of 487 amino acids. Gene Ontology annotation, biological process: regulation of transcription by RNA polymerase II. Gene Ontology annotation, molecular function: RNA polymerase II cis-regulatory region sequence-specific DNA binding; DNA-binding transcription factor activity, RNA polymerase II-specific. The record is from RefSeq and is a predicted model, not a curated record. Gene Ontology annotation, cellular component: nucleus. Lineage: Eukaryota; Metazoa; Chordata; Actinopteri; Cypriniformes; Cyprinidae.
UGUAUUUUGGAACCAAACUCUUCAUAUAUGUAUAUGUAUAAAGUGGGCAAAUUAAAGCAGUUGUAGGUGACAUGGAGUUGGUCGCCUCAAGCCCAAAAUAUACUUUUUUUUUUUUGCAUACGCUAGCAUAUGCGUACAGCCAAACACACAGCCCUUCAAAGUAUACUCCAUUUGAUAGCGUUGAUGUGCUCUAGAAGCUUAAAUUACAUCGAUUCGAUAUUGAUUCUCAAAAGCCACAAAUCGAUCUUUUCCGGUAUUUAUUUCAGCAAACAUUUAACACAAGAUCUGAUUAAUGUGAAUCUUAUCAUUAAUCUUCUCCACUAGAUGUCACCCUCUUAUUUACCUUGUGUGAUGUUACAACAGAAAGCCUCUCAUUCUGUCAGUGCCUAUGGCGGAGAUACUUUUGACAAGAACCAAGAACAAAGCAAUAUGCUUGAUUUGCAAUGCUCAGACCUGAUGAUGCCUAAAGAGGAGAGUGAAGAACUGAAUGAAAUGGAAGAGAAAGACCAGACACUUAAUUUCAUGACUGGAGAAAAAUCCACACAAACUGAAAAUAUUUCCUCACGAAAAAAGGCUAAAAUGACCAAAUCUAAAUGUUCUUUCAUCUGCCCACAAUGUGGAAAACGUUUCACUCAAAAAGCAAACCUUAAAGUCCACAUUAGAAGUCACACUGGAGAGAAGCCUUUCACCUGCAAACUGUGUGGGAGGAGCUUCUCACGAAAAGAAAGUCUUAAGAUUCACAUGACAAUUCACACUGGAGAGAAGCCAUUUGUAUGUGGUAAGUGUGGAAAGAGUUUCAGAUGUAAGGAAAUCCUUAAUUCCCACAUGAGGGUCCACUCGGAAGAGACCCAUUUUAGAUGUCAUCAGUGUGGAAGGAUUUUCAGAUUCAAAAAAAACCUCAAUACUCACAUGAGAGUUCACUCUGGAGAGAAGCCUUACUCAUGCCAUCACUGUGGAAAGCGUUUUGUUCAUAAAGUAAGCCACAAGAAUCACAUGAAGAUUCACAAUGAAGAGAAGCCAUUCAUGUGUGCUCAGUGUGGAACAUGUUUCAAGUAUAAAGCAACCCUUAAUGCUCACAUGAGAGAUCACACUGGAGAAACUCCGUUCACCUGCAAACUGUGUGGGAAGAGCUUCUCACAUAAAGGAAAUCUUAAGACUCACAUGAGAAUUCACACCGGAGAGCAGCCAUUCUCAUGUGAACAGUGUGGAAAGAGUUUCAGACGUAAAGAAACCCUCGAUUCCCACGUGAGAGUUCACACUGGAGAGAGCCCUUACAUCUGCAAAGUGUGUGGGAAUGGCUUCUCACGAAAGGGCAAUCUUAAUACUCACAUGAAAAUUCACACCGGAGAGAAGCCGUUCAUUUGUGACCAGUGUGGAAAGAGUUUUGGACGUAAAGAAACGCUUAAUUACCACAUCAGGAUUCAUUUAAGAGAGAACAGUUUAACAUGUCAUGAGUGUGGAAAGAGUUUCACAGAUAGCAAUCUCCUUAAGAAGCAUGUAGUAAUUCACAUCGGGGAUAAGCCUUUCAUGUGUUAUUUCUGUGGAAAGACUUGUAAAAGCAAAUCAAACCUUGAGAAUCACAUAAAAGUUCACACUGGAGAGAAACCUUUCACCUGCCAAGAGUGUGGAAAAGGUUUUACGGUUAAAGGAAACCUUCACAUUCACAUGAGGGUUCACACCGGAGAGAAGCCUUACAAGUGUCUUCAGUGUGAGAAGUGUUUCACAUAUCCAAAAGACCUGAAACGUCAUAUGCAAAUUAAAUGUGAAAAUAAAACUGCUGUGUUCUGAGUGUAGUAAGGUUUACAAAGUGGAACAUUUUCAGAAAUCACCUGCACAUUCCCUCAUUCCAAGCAUUUAAUUAGGAGCAGUGUAAAAAAAAAAAUCACACUUACAGAUAAUCUGAGACUUUAUUUUUGUUCCUUGUGCAAAAGGGUUUUAAAUAGUUAAUCAAUUUUAAAAUGCUACCAGAAAAUUUGUUUAUGUGCACAAUACAUUUUCAUUGUACAGAGCAUUGGUUCCCAACCGCAUUCCUGGACCAUAUUUACAUGUCUCCCUUAAUCAAACCCCUGAUUCAACUCAUUACAUUCAAAGACAUGCAAAAUGUGUUGUGUUGGGGGAUCCAGGAAUGUGAUUUAUUUUUGAUUCGGUUUGAUACCUCAAACAAAUAGUAGAUUUGGCAACUUUGGUCCUGAGGCCCGUUCUUCGUACAUUGCUAAAGCCGAAACAAACUCACAGCAGGAUUUUCGGCUGUCCCAGGUGAAAGAAUGGCAUCGUGAAACAAUCGUGGUGAUUUCUGUGUUCGUGGCUCAUAAUCGGGGGUCCAGUGUCGAACAGUGAGAGAGGUUCGACCAAAAAUAGCCUAUGAUACAGCAUGAUCAUCACACAGUUUCUUAUCAGCUACAAGCUAUGUUUACUAACCUAACAAAAAAAAUGUGACAUGAAAUCAAUGUGGCAUGGCUCUAAAACAUGCAACUGCUUACCUCAAGCUCUUAUCGCUUCGUCUUUCGCCGCUUCCACUUUUUUCAGCGCACGUAAAAACUACAACUGCUAAAGUGUGACUCAUUAUGCUCUUUUUGUUUACCACUAGCCCAUGCUGAUCAGUCAAUUGGUGUCAUCAUCGUACAGUCUACACACAUGUCGUAGCCAAGUUUAUUAGAUUCAUAUCACACAGUGUGACAUGCAGUGAUCUUAUAGGAUUGCUAAAAACGUUCAGU